This is a messenger RNA of Quercus lobata, 1044 nucleotides long. RefSeq lists its product as uncharacterized. Bases 1 to 1044 code for a protein of 347 amino acids. Gene Ontology annotation, molecular function: catalytic activity. The transcript has a single exon. The record is from RefSeq and is a predicted model, not a curated record. Lineage: Eukaryota; Viridiplantae; Streptophyta; Magnoliopsida; Fagales; Fagaceae.
AUGAGGCUCUUAAACUAUAACUACCAACGGCUUGGGAACCAUUGGACAGGUCGAAGCCUUCGUAAAAUUGUGAGGGAAGAAGCUCCCAAUGUGUGUUUCCUUAUCGAGACACGGCUAGAUAUGGAAAGAUUUGACAAGCUAUAUGGUGAAUUACCUUUCUCGAAUAAAAUCAUUGUUAAAAAACCUUACUUAAGGGGAGGCUUAUUAGCUUUAAUUUGGAAGAAUGAAGUGCAGCUAGAGUUAAUUAAUUAUACAGCCAACCAUAUUCUUGUUAAAGUUACAGAAGAGGAUGAUUAUGAGUGGUGGCCGACGUGCUUCUAUGGAUGGCCGGAUGUGACUCAAAGAAGUAAGUCCUGGGAAUUAUUAGAUCAUAUUAAAUCUUUUGUGGGUGAGUCAUGGAUGUGCAUUGGUGACUUUAAUGCCAUUCUUCACUCUACAGAGAAACUUAGUAAACGUCUACCACAACUGAAUCAAAUGGAAGCAUUUUGUGAAGCUUUAAAAGGGUGUCAAUUGGAGGAUCUUGGGUUCAAAGGGUAUCCAUUUACAUGGAAUAAUAAGAGACCAGAGGAGGCAAAUACAAAGCUUAGGCUUGAUAGAGUUGUAGCAACAGUGGAGUGGAAAAAUAAAUUCCAGCUUAGCUCAGUUACUCAUUUACCCCCUCCUGCUUCAGACCACUUGCCUUUAAUCCUCCAAACAAACCAAUUUAGGAAGAAUAGUAUGCAGAGAAGGAUCGGGUUUAAAUUUGAAGAGGCUUGGCUUCUAUGGGAGGAAUGUGAGGAGGUAGUUAAGAAUUCUUGGGAGGUUGUUGUGAAUGGUGGCCACGGGUUGGAGGGUAUCAAGGAUAGAAUCUGGGUUUGUGGAGAGAAUUUGAGGAUGUGGGGGCUGUCCAAAACAAAGCAUAAUGCUAAGGAAAUAAAAUCACUUCAGAAGAAACUUGAAGUAUUAAAUAGUGAGGUGGUCACUGAGGAGUCUAGGGCUGAAUUUUUGGAAGUAAACAAGAACUUAGAUGAUUUACUGAUGAAGCAGGAGAUUUAUUGGGCUUAA